AUGAUGGACACGGGCGUGUACCGCUACGAGCGCAACCGUGAGAGCCACGAGUUCUUCAGCCCCGGGCCGCUCUCCUCUGCGCGCACCGCCACGGCGCCGUCCGCCAUCUUCAACCUCGUGAGCACCAUCAUCGGUGGCGGUAUCUUGUCGCUCCCUUUUGCGUUUGACAAGUGCGGACUCGUCGUGGCGCUGAUCUUCAUGGCCAUUGCUGCUUCAGCCUCGACCUUCAGCCUCUACGUCAUUGUGAGCUGCAGUCGACGUGGACGGGCUUGUUCGUACGAAGAAGUCGUGCGCAAAGCACUGGGGCCUCGCGCCGGUCACGUUACCGUCGUGCUGCUCGUGCUGCUCACGUUCCUCACGCUCGUGGCAUACGUCAUCCUCACGAAAGACCUCGUGGGGUCGCUAGGGGCCAAGUUUCUCUACCAUCGCCCCAUCUCGGGGACCGAGCAAAACGGUCUGACCCUCCUCUGUGUGCUCCUCGUGUCGCCAGCGCUGCUCGCGCGCUCAAUGAACGCACUACGCUUCACCUCCGUCUUCAGCCUCAUGUCGGUGCUCGUGCUGGCCACUACCAUCACGAUCCGCGCGGUCGGUACGGUCGUGGCCGGCGGUCCCGACGUCGAGGCAGUCGCGACGACUGAUGUGCGCGUUCCAAUCAAGUUGUUCCCCGACAGCUGGGUCGAUGCCGCGUACGCGUUCCCCAUUAUCUCGGUGGCGUUUCUCUGUCACUUUAACGUGCUGCCCGUGUACCGAGAGCUGCACAAGCCAACGCGCCACCGCCUGAAAAAGAUCGUGGCGUCCACGAUGUUCUACACGUGGUUGUUCUGCAUGCUUGUUGGGACGAUGGGCUAUCUCUUUGCCUUCCAGCAGCCAGGAGGAGUGCAAGGGGAUAUCCUGAACAACUUUAGCGUCGACGACCACCUGGUGAACCUCGGGCGACUUGGCUUGCUCAUCACGAUUCAACUGAGUUUGGCACUCAUCAUCCAGCCAUGUCGAGCCAACGUCCUUCGACUUGCUCGGAUUAUCCAGAGCUACGUGCAAGAACACGGUACAACGUUCGAGUCGAAGAACUCGGAAGGAAGAGACAUGGUUGGAGAAAACACAACGCUUCUAGCUACCAACAGAUCCGCCACUGCAUCGAUUGGGACACUCAAUCCCUCCACGCCAGCGACGUUUCGCGCGCGUGUGGUCCACGUGCUGCUCACUGUCGGCAUCAUGGCCAGUGUUGUCAUCAUUGCACUGAUCUCGCCGGGAGUGGCUGUCGUGUGGAACCUCAUGGGCUCGACGGUCGGUCUCCUCAUUUCCUACGUCUUACCGUGCGUAUCCUACGUGAACAUCCGCCACGAGAAGUCAAACAUGGACAGACGUAAACUUACGGCCUGGAUCAUUUUCGUCCUUAGCUCUGUCGUUUGCGCCGUGUGCACCGUGCAAGCAUUUGUGUCGGUCUUUCUCCUCUAG
Molecule: messenger RNA, 1455 nt
Organism: Hyaloperonospora brassicae
Lineage: Eukaryota; Oomycota; Peronosporomycetes; Peronosporales; Peronosporaceae
Source: the annotation of a GenBank genome assembly